Setaria italica (foxtail millet) is the source of this 4346-nucleotide messenger RNA. Its product is annotated as phytosulfokine receptor 1. Gene Ontology annotation, biological process: protein phosphorylation. The coding region runs from base 897 to 4124 and encodes 1075 amino acids. The record is from RefSeq and is a predicted model, not a curated record. Lineage: Eukaryota; Viridiplantae; Streptophyta; Magnoliopsida; Poales; Poaceae. Gene Ontology annotation, molecular function: ATP binding; protein binding; protein kinase activity. The transcript has a single exon.
CAUGACGGUAACGUUUCUCCGUUUUUAAGUCAAAUGAUUUCAAACAGUAUAACCAGUGGGCAGUAGUUUACUGCUAAACUACCACUGUUAUUGUACUGGUAAUUUUGUUAGCUAACGACUUUCUAUUUGGCGCCGGGAUGCGCGGUAGACUUGCUGACUUGCCUGUCCUCAUCUGCUCAUCUCAGUGUUAACUUUGUCAACCCUGUCCCCCGGUCAAAGCCCUCCGUUUCGUGAUCAACGGCUGAUGCUUCUCCAGUCCAAAGCCCAGGCAAGACAAGAUGCCUUCUCCAGCUGUAGGCUUGACCGCCACGUGUCACUCUCAGGCAGCCGUUGACCUCAAUUAGCCCCCCCUUAAUCAGCGGCUACAGGAGGUCUCCUCCAGCUGCCAUUAAAUAAACUAACAACGUUAACAGCAUGAGACAGUGCAAGCAAAGUGGAAGAUGAUGGCACACUGAAAGAUCAGUUGUUCUUGCAUUUGUAAUUAGCUGCAGCGUCCAAAUGCAUCCAACAAAAUAUACUAUUUUUUUUUCUUCCAGAGAUGGGUCACAAAUCAUGACAUCUACUACUUUAUAAUCACUCACCUGAAGAAUUAGGACAAGUAUUAAACUUGAGCUGCAGAGUCAAACCUAGAGUGAUUAACCACCUCUCCUCCCUCUUCUCUCUCCUCUCCUUCUCACUCCCUUUGUCUUGCAGUCCUCUAGCUGCUCUGUUCCUCUCUCCUUCCUGCAAGGGAACAGGAAGAGCAAGCAAGAUUGAAGAACAGGAGCAGACAGAGCUUAGAUUGGACCAUGAUCCCAAGAUGUGAAUUCUUGGAGCUUCUUUAUUAUAUGAUCAUGAGCUAGCUGCAACCGGCUGAUCGAUCGAUCGCCAACCACCACCUUGUCCUGUCUCGAGGCAUGGCCUGGGGGAGCAGGAGCAGAGCGGUGAUACCACUGCUCGUGCUGUGUGUGAUCCUCUUGUCGCGGUCCGAGAACGCCGCCGCGCGGCGCUGCGGCGCCGGCGACCUCGCCGCGCUGCGGGGGUUCUCGGCCGGCCUCGACGCCGCGGUGGACGGCUGGCCAAUCGCCAACGCGUCGGACGACGGGUGCUGCGACUGGCCCGGAGUUGCGUGCGAUGCGGCGGCGGGGGGAGGCACGGCCGCCGUCGUCGGGCUGGUGCUGCCCAACCGGACGCUGCAGGGGGAGGUGUCCGCGUCGCUCGCCGGCCUCGCCGCGCUCCGGGUGCUGAACCUCUCCAGCAACGCGCUCCGGGGCGCGAUCCCAGCGGCGUUGCUCAGGCUCCGGAGCCUCGAGGUGCUCGACGUCAGCGCCAACGCGCUCGCCGGUGGGCUGGGCGCCGCCGCCGGGGUGGAGAUCGAGCUCCCGGCGGUGCGCGUGUUCAACGUCUCGGGAAACGCGUUCAACGGCAGCCACCCGGUGCUCGCCGGCGCCGCUAACCUGACGGAGUACGACGUGUCGGGCAACAGCUUCGUGGGCCCCGUCGAUGCUGUCGCCCUGUGCGGCGAGUCGCCGGCGCUGCGCGUCCUGCGGCUCUCCAUGAAUAGGCUCUCCGGUGCGUUCCCCGUGGGGUUCGGGCAAUGCCGGUCGCUCACCGAGCUCUCCCUCGACGGGAACGGCAUCGGCGGCACCCUCCCCGACGACCUCUUCGGCGCGGCGUCGCUGCAGUUCCUCAGUCUCCACACCAACGCCAUCUCCGGCGAGCUGUCGCCUCGCCUGCGCAACCUCAGCAGCAUCGUCCGCCUCGACCUCUCCUUCAACGCCUUCUCCGGCCCGCUCCCCGACGUGUUCGACGCGUUCGCCGAUCUCCAGGAGCUCUCUGCGCCCUCCAACAAGCUCUCCGGCGAGCUCCCCACGCUCUCGCGGUGCCGCCGCCUCCGCGUGCUCAACCUCCGGAACAACUCGUUCGCCGGCGACAUCGGCCUCGACUUCCGCUCGCUCAGGAGCCUUGCCUACCUCGACCUCGGCGUCAACAGCUUCACGGGCCCCAUCCCGGCGAGCCUCCCUAAGUGCAGGGGCAUGACCGCGCUCAACCUCGGCCGGAACAAGCUCACCGGAGAGAUACCGGCGUCCUUCGCCAACUUCACCUCGCUGUCCUUCCUCUCGCUCACCGGCAACACCUUCUCCAACGUGUCGUCGGCGCUCCGGACGCUGCAGAGCCUCCCCAACCUGACGAGCCUGGUGCUCACUAAGAACUUCCACGGCGGCGAGGAGAUGCCGUCGGACGACGCCGGCAUCGCCGGUUUCCCCAGCAUCCAGGUGCUCGUCAUCGCCAACUGCGAGCUCCACGGCGCGAUCCCGUCGUGGAUCGCCGGACUUCGGAAGCUCAGAGUGCUAGACCUGUCGUGGAACCGGCUCGCCGGCCCGAUCCCACCGUGGAUUGGGCAAUUGGACCGCCUUUUCUACCUCGACAUAUCGAACAAUUCCCUCCAGGGAGAGAUACCGGGCAGCCUGACGCGGAUGCCGGGGUUCAUCGCCGCCGGCACCCACGGCGGCGGCGACGACGAAGACGCGAGGGUGCAGGACUUCCCGUUCUUCAUGCGGCGGAACACGUCGGUGCAGGGGCGGCAGUACAACCAGGUGGACAGCUUCCCGCCGUCUCUGUUUCUGAGCCACAACAACCUCACCGGCGGCGUGCCGGCCGCGCUGGGGGCGCUGACCAAGCUGCACAUCGUUGACCUGAGCUGGAACAAGCUGUCGGGCUCCAUCCCGCCGGAGCUGUCGGGAAUGACGAGCCUCGAGUCGCUGGACCUGUCGCACAACUCGCUCUACGGCGUCAUCCCGGCGUCGCUCACGCAGCUCAGCUUCAUCUCCCACUUCGACGUCUCGCACAACAACCUCUCCGGCGAGGUCCCCGUCGGCGGGCAGUUCUCCACGUUCUCGCGCGCGGACUUUGAGGGGAACCCGUUUCUCUGCGGAAUCCACGUGGCGCGGUGUGCGCGGAAGGACCCGCCGCAGGCGGAUGGCGGCGGCGGCAAGGAGCGGAGCGCCACCAGUGCCGGCGUCGUGGCGGCGAUCAGCGUGGGCACGGCGUUGCUCCUCGCCGUGGCCGCGGCGGUGACGUGGCGGGUGUGGUCGAAGCGGCAGGAGGACAACGCCAGGGUGGCGGCCGACGACGGCAGCGGCAGCCUCGAGUCGGCGGCGAAGUCGACGCUGGUGCUGCUCUUCCCGGACGAUGACGGCGACGGCGACGGCGGCGAGCGGACGAUGACGGUGGAGGACGUGAUGAAGGCGACGCGCAACUUCGACGAGUCCCGCAUCGUGGGUUGCGGCGGCUUCGGGAUGGUGUACCGCGCGACGCUCCCCGACGGGCGCGAGGCGGCGGUGAAGCGCCUCUCCGGCGAGUUUUGGCAGGUGGAGCGCGAGUUCCGCGCCGAGGUGGAGACGCUGUCGCGCGUGCGCCACCGCAACCUGGUGCCGCUGCAGGGCUACUGCCGCGCCGGCAAGGACCGCCUGCUCAUCUACCCCUACAUGGAGAACGGCAGCCUGGACCACUGGCUCCACGUGCGGCAGCCGGGCCCCGGCGCCGCCGCCGCACUGCCGUGGCCGGCGCGGCUCGGCGUGGCGCGCGGCGCGGCGCGCGGGCUGGCGCACCUGCACGCCUCGUCGGAGCCGCGCGUGCUCCACCGCGACAUCAAGUCGAGCAACAUCCUCCUGGACGCGCGCAUGGAGCCGCGGCUCGCCGACUUCGGCCUCGCCAGGCUCGUGCUCCCGGCGGACACGCACGUGACCACCGACCUCGUCGGCACGCUCGGGUACAUCCCGCCGGAGUACGGGCACUCGUCGGUGGCCACCUACCGCGGCGACGUGUACAGCCUCGGCGUGGUCCUGCUGGAGCUCGUCACGGGGCGGCGGCCCGUGGACAUGGCGCGGCCGGUGGGCGUCGGCCGGGACGUGACGUCGUGGGCGGUGCGGAUGCGGCGGGAGGGGAGGGGCGAGGAGGUGAUCGACGCCAGCGUCGGCGAGGGGAGGCACCGGGAGGAGGCGGCGAAGGUGCUGGGCGUGGCGUGCGCCUGCGUCAGCGAGAACCCCAAGGCGCGACCGACGGCGCAGCAGGUGGUGGAGUGGCUCGACGCCAUCGCCGCCUCGGCCGAGCUCGUCCACCCACACCGACCAGCCACAACGUAGAUAGAUGGUUGUAACUAGCCGAGAUGAAAGUUGUAAUGCAAUUCGAGAUUGAACAAGGCUUCUUCUAAAAUUGAAGUUUUGAGGUACAUAACAAGUGUAUUGACCAUUUUAACACACUGAUCGUGCUCAUGCAGUAACUGCUGACACUGUAACAUCAGUGCGUGUAUAUACAUGUAUAGCUUAUAUAUAGUGUGAUUGAAUGUUGAAACCACAGUUGUAUGA